CUUUGGAAUAUAGAGUGCUUAUAGACAAGAGUGGAUGUACUCAAGAUCAAUUUGAAGCAAGGGUUGGGGGAGGGGAACUUUGGAGGGGAAAAGGAGGAAUACUAAGGCUCCUGUGAGUCCUGUUCGUUGGGGGAAUGGAGAGUGGGAUUUUGGGGUCUUGGAUGGGGUAAUUUGGUCUGAGGAUUGGGGAACCUUUAGAGAAGCUAUAUUUAGUCAAUUUUUAUCAGCCUUACUCUAUGAUGGAGGGGUCCUUAGUGAUUCACAAGUAGAUAUAGAUCUUAUAGAACUGGGAUCAGUUGGGUGCCUUCACUAUAUUGCUACUCCUGCUGCUUACAACAGCUUCCAAAUUUGACAACUAAUAUAAUUGAGUUUGUACUGUAACAGAAUUUGUGUGGGGAAAUUUUACUGAAAUUUUAAGAAUUUUAGGGGAUUUUGAUGAUCAAUGAUUUGCUCAGUGUUCAGUGAAUUCGGAAUUUGGGGGUUGAACUGGAUUGGGGGUUGUGAGUGGUGAGAUUUUAGAGGGGUUAUAUCUGAGAUUUGAUUUUUAGCCGUGUUGAAAGGAUUUUAGAUGUAGUUUGUGAAAUUUACUCUGCAGAUGACUUUUAGGUGGUAGAAAUUAAUUAAAUCUACAAAUUUAGUGGAGGAAUUGAUCUAAAGAGUCAGUAAAGGUAUAAAAUUUAGUUCUUGUGUUAAAUUUGAUGCCCGUUUUUGU
This is a messenger RNA of Moneuplotes crassus, 712 nucleotides long. NCBI's taxonomy places the organism in Eukaryota, Ciliophora, Spirotrichea, Euplotida, Euplotidae. The record is from the annotation of a GenBank genome assembly.